Gongylonema pulchrum is the source of this 366-nucleotide messenger RNA. Lineage: Eukaryota; Metazoa; Nematoda; Chromadorea; Rhabditida; Gongylonematidae. The record is from the annotation of a GenBank genome assembly.
GUUAUGAAAGAACGGGAUAUGCGAAGUCAGCCAACGAUUAGGAUGGUAGAUCCACUUUCCGAGCUGUCUACGGAUGUCAACAACAGCGGCUGCAUCUCCAGAAAAAGAAAAGUGGAAGAGACGAGUCAGCGGUCAGUACGGCCCAAGUACUGCAGCAGCGGAAGUAUGCCGGAGGAUUCUCUAGCAUUUCGCAAUGCGCGCAAGGAAGCGGCAAAUGCAGCGAAUACCUCACCAAAUCGCUUCGUGAAGAAGGAAAUCGAUGAUAACGGCGAUCUUCCCGAAGAAAAUCGCGCACUGGACAAAAAGAUAAAAAAGAAAUAUAUAUGGGUGAGGUUUUCAGCAUUCUGUUGUGCAUUUUGGCUUUGA